Molecule: messenger RNA, 5173 nt
Organism: Alosa sapidissima (American shad)
Lineage: Eukaryota; Metazoa; Chordata; Actinopteri; Clupeiformes; Clupeidae
Product: serine/threonine-protein kinase BRSK2-like
Exons: 20
Coding region: 303-2996 (897 amino acids)
Biological process (GO): protein phosphorylation; intracellular signal transduction; microtubule cytoskeleton organization
Cellular component (GO): cytoplasm
Molecular function (GO): tau-protein kinase activity; protein serine/threonine kinase activity; ATP binding
Source: RefSeq, a predicted model, not a curated record
UGAGCAUUCGCCUCGACAGUGCUGAUGCGAGCAAGGCUAGCUCUCCCUGCUCCCUAGCACCGACGCAGGCAAAGAGAGGCUACGCACGUUAGCUCCACACAAUGCCAAUUGUAUCUAAUAGCGUCUUAUAGCGAAGGAGAACAGGGCGACGCGGUGUGAAAGAACUACCUAACUCAAAUCGAACGAGCGAAACACCAACCUGAUCGGGCUGGAGAGGAUAGGGCACUGCUGCUGUCGGUGCAAAAAAGACACAGUAACCUAUUUAACGCCUUCGUGAACCUCGGCGUAAACCUUAAGCAAACAUGUCAACAUCGGCAAGGGAAGGUAGCGCCCAACAUGCCAAUUACGUGGGACCCUAUCGCUUGGAAAAGACCCUAGGAAAAGGGCAGACAGGUCUGGUGAAGUUAGGAAUUCACUGCGUAACAUGUCAAAAAGUGGCCAUAAAGAUCGUCAACAGGGAGAAGCUCAGCGAAUCUGUUCUAAUGAAGGUGGAACGAGAAAUAGCAAUUUUGAAGCUGAUCGAGCACCCACAUGUUUUAAAACUUCACGAUGUUUAUGAAAAUAAGAAAUACUUGUAUCUGGUACUGGAGCAUGUCUCUGGGGGAGAGCUGUUUGACUACCUGGUCAAGAAGGGCCGUCUGACUCCCAAAGAAUCACGCAAAUUCUUCAGACAGAUCAUCUCUGCCCUGGACUUCUGCCAUAGCCACUCCAUAUGCCACCGAGAUCUGAAGCCAGAGAACCUGCUCCUGGACGAGAAGAACAACAUUCGUGUGGCUGACUUUGGCAUGGCUUCCCUGCAGGUCGGCGACAGUCUCCUGGAAACCAGCUGUGGAUCCCCUCACUAUGCAAGCCCAGAGGUCAUAAGGGGAGAGAAGUACGAUGGUCGGAAGGCUGAUGUCUGGAGUUGUGGCGUCAUUCUCUUUGCACUUUUAGUGGGCGCGCUGCCAUUUGACGAUGAUAACCUGCGGAACCUACUGGAAAAGGUGAAACUGGGUGUGUUCCACAUGCCUCACUUCAUCCCGCCGGAUUGCCAGAACCUGCUGAAGGGCAUGAUCGAGGUGGAUGCCAACAAGAGACUCACGUUGGAUCAGAUUCAGAAACAUGCGUGGUACAUAGCCGGCAAAAGCGAGCCAGAACCCCAGCCGCCGAUCCAGCGUAAGGUGGCUAUGAGGCUUCUCCCUGCGAUGGAGGACAUCGAUCCGGACGUGCUGGACAGCAUGCACUCCCUGGGCUGCUUCAGGGACAAGAGCAAACUUGUCAAAGACCUGCUGGCCGAGGAUGAUAACCAGGAGAAGAUGAUUUACUUUUUGCUUCUGGACCGAAAGGAGCGUUUCCCCAGCCAUGAGGAUCAGAACCUCCCACCCCGCAAUGACAUCGAUCCUCCUCGUAAGCGCGUGGACUCGCCCAUGUUGACGAGGCACAACAAGCGGAGACCGGAGAGGAAGAGCAUGGAGGUGUUGACCGUCACCGAGGGAGGCUCUCCUGUGCCCGUCAGACGAGCCAUAGACCUGACCAAUCACGGGCAGAGGUCGAGGUCUAUCAGUGGAGCAUCUUCAUGUCUGUCCACCAGCCCUCUCAGCAGUCCCAGGCCUGUGCGCCGCUUUUUCGUUCCGCCCCAGUCUCCCGACUUCUGCCAGUCGCCCAACUGCAGCCCCACGCACUCCCCACGCGGCGGGCCCCGCCUUAACGGCAACGGCCCACUUUCCCCUCGGACGCGCAUCCCGUCCCACGCUGACCCCAAAACCCAGACGCUCCCGGCCAAGCCACGCUCGCCCCACAAGCCCCUGCAGACCACACGCUCCAACCCCCUGCCCCACACCGGCCCGCCCCCGUCCCACGUUCAGUCGGAGCCCUCCACGCCCUCGUCCCCGUACCAGCCCCUGCCUUCGCCCAUCCUCCACAGCCCGGCGCGGGCGCGCCGCUCGCCCCUCACCGUGCCCCCCAAGCUGGCCAUGUCGCCGCUGUCGCCCGUCUCGUCCCUGUCGCCCCUGUCGCCGGUGCGGCUCCACCGGCUGCACCCGGAGCUCACGGCCAAACCUGUGCCCCCCUGCCUCCUGCCCCAGGUGACGCCGCACGGCUCGCCGCGUGCCAGCCCGCUGCCCACGCCCAAGGGCACGCCCGUGCACACGCCCAAGGAGAGCCCCGCCGGCACGCCCAGCCCCACCCCGCCGCCCAGUCCCUCGCUGGGGGGGCUGCCCUGGAGGACGCGCCUCAACUCCAUCAAGAACAGCUUCCUGGGCUCGCCGCGCUUCCACCGCAGGAAAAUGCAAGUUCCCACCCAGGAGGACAUGUCCAGCCUAACGCCAGACUCAUCACCCGAGCUGGCUAAGAAGUCGUGGUUUGGCAACUUCAUCAGUCUGGAGAAAGAGGAGCAGAUCUUCGUGGUGAUCAGGGACAAGCCCUUGAGCUCCAUCAAAGCAGACAUCGUUCAUGCCUUCCUCUCUAUUCCCAGCCUUAGCCACAGCGUGAUUUCUCAGACUAGUUUCCGGGCUGAGUAUAAGUCGUCCGCAGGGCCCGCCGUGUUCCAGAAGCCGGUGAAGUUCCAGGUGGACAUCACCUACUCCGAGAGUGGCUGCGCCCAGAAGGAGAAUGGCAUUUACUCGGUCACCUUUACCCUGCUCUCAGGUCCGAGCCGGCGUUUUAAGCGAGUGGUAGAGACCAUUCAAGCACAGCUGCUAACCACUCAUGACCAACCAGGAGUCCAACAAAUAUCUGACCCGUGUCGUCGCGCUGAGGGGCAAACAGGCAGACAUCCCAAGAGUGGUAGUCCGUUGAGUAACUUCUUUGACGUAAUUAGGCAGCUUUUUUCAGACGAGAAGCACGGUCAGGCGCCACGCUCCCCCGGCACGCCCAGCAAGCACGGGGCUGCCAACGGCAGGAAGCCAGAGCCCGAGUCCUCUGACUCUAAGAGCCAAGCGGGCAAAGACAGGGCCCAGCCUCCCUCGCCCACGCCCUCCCCCUCCCCCUCCCCCGCUGGGACACAGGAACAACCUUAAGAGAGGGGAUUUUAUAGUAGAGGACUAGAUUUCCAAAAAGAAAAGAGAAAUAUAAAGUAAAAAAGAGAAUAAAGAUCAUAAAAGUUAAAUCUAGGAAAUAACUGGUUGGUUUGAGCUACCAACAAUUUUUUUUUGUACAAUGAUUGGAAUGAACUGGAACUGUAAGCAAAUUUCUGUUUUAAAGGCACAGGUGCAUUCUAACCUUCCCCUCAUUUGUUUUUCAUUUGUUUUUAUUUGAUCAUUGUUUUCUAUUUGUCUCCUGUACACAGUUUGGUGAUCGCUUGGCUUGUUUUCACUACCAGGAAUUAUCCAGAAAACGUAUUAAAGUUCCCCCCCUGCCAUCUCAAGAGGACACUUUGACUUUUAAGGCAGGAGGUUCCUAAGGACAAACACCCAUCACAAUGUUUUUACAUGUCCCCAUCGUGACUCAGAGAGAAUAGCCAUUAUGUGAAACAAAAUGUCCCCACCAAAAUGUCCCCAUAAUGAACAGUACCAAUGUACAUACCUCUCCUUUGUCCUCAUUAUGCAUCAUCAAAUACACUCUGCUGUGCGUCCCAUUGGCCGUAGCAGAUGGUCUGCACUGCUCUCCCCAACAACCUCCACCCUCUCCCUCUCCUCACCUGCUGGAUUGUGGACGACAGAAGACUGGGAGAAAAGCCUUAAGACAAAUAUGUUCUUCAAGCACAUAGUCUCUCUCUCUCUCUCUGUUUCUUCUCUACCCAACACAUGUAGGCAUACACACACACACACACACACACACACACACACACACACACUUGGAUGUAUAAAGCUACAAGAAGAGAGAGAAUGUUAGCACAGACAUAGGAUCAAAUGGGGAGUGUGGUGGAGACAGCCACAGUGGCACUGGAUUGUACUCCUUCUGUAGAAUUACUUUCUGAAUGAACCAUCACUGCUCUCUAAUGGACUUGCUGUAAAUGAAAUGAGAUCCUAGUGGCAAAAACGAAAUAUUGGGUACAUGCCACUGCAAUGGGGUAGGCAAAGUAAGACACAAAGGAAAUAUUAUGUUGUACAGACUAGAUAUGUUUUUAUUGUAUUACAAAUGUCUAGCUGUGACAUCGAUCAGGCUGUGUAUCUAUUUAUUUUUUUUGGUCAUUUGUGGUCAAAGUCACUUAUAUGUCACCUUUGAUUGGUGUUAUGCAUUAUUGAUGUUUGAUUCUGUUUGUUUAUUUUUUCUUAUUCUGUAUUUAAUGUUUUUAAUAUUUUUGAAGGAAGCAUCUGCAGGAUUCAGAGAAUCAUAAUUGUGAAUAUUUUUGUAAUUUAUUUAUUUGGUUUUAAUGGUGAAUGUCUUGUCUUUCUGUUAAUAUAUAUACAAAUACACACACCUUAAUUUAUUCUACUCUUAGGUAUUUAUAGGAACAAAACGGGGUAGAUAGUUGACAAUUUGUCGUGAUAUCAGGGCAUCAUUGACCAGAAGUUUUUGGCAAAUAUUUUCUCCUAUACUUAUGGUUGAACUGGCUAACAGUAUGUGAUCAAAGACACCUGUUUUUUUUUUUCCUUUGUCCAAUUUGGAAAAAGCUUGUAUUGUAUGUUCAAUUAUUUAUGAGUAAUUUAAGAAUGUAGACUAGCAUUUUGGGGAGAGGGGUGACCCACUGAUGUCUGUCUCUGAUGUCUCUUCUUGUUGGUGUGCAACUGGGGGCUGAGGGUGUGGGAGUGACUCUCAAGGAGACUGGCUGUAAAUAGAUUUCUUUCUUGGGGAAUUAGGGGGAUGGGGUUCCACAUGGCACUUGGUUGCAGGAGACCUGCUCCUGGGUUUGAUCUUGUAAUGCUGUUUGCAUGUCUGGCGGCCGAAUUUUCUUUGCAUGAUGUUGUAACCGUUAGAUUUCCACAGACCUUGUAAUCCCAAAGCUCUCCUGUUUUGUUUUGUCUUGUUUUUUGAAGGGGAAAAAAGUGUCUUUUAUUCUUUUAUUUUUUUCAGUUUGUUCGUUUGGUUUCAUUUUGCCCUCAUUUCUCCUGUAUCUAUAUUUCUGUAUUCUCUCUCUCUCUCUCCCUCUCUUCCUCUCUUCUCAUGUUUUUGUCUUUGUGUUCCUCCCUGGGCCCCCCCUCGUCCUCGUCCACCUCCUCUGUGUGCUCCCGGUGAGAUCUCAGCACUCUCCCUAGCCCUGGUGGCUGGCACAGCAUGGAGGUGGAUCCAUGAAUAAAUAAAGCAAUACAGAUUG